AUGAAGAGGCUAGACUCAUGCAACCGUGACUUCAUGGCUGAAGGGUUCAAACAAGCUCAUAUCAUGGUAGACUUGAUCGCCGACUACUACAAGAACAUCGAGGAGUAUCCCGUCCACAGUGUCGUCAAGCCAGGAUAUCUCCUGCAAACCCUGCCAGCCUCGGCUACUGAGCUCGAGACGGUGGUCAUGGACUGGCUUGCCAGCCUCCUUAAGCUGCCCUCGUCUUUCAUGUUCGCCGGUGGCAACGGCGGCGGCGGUGUCAUCCAUGGCACCACCAGUGAGGUCAUGUUGUGUACAGUCAUUGCUGCUCGCGAGCGCGCGCUCAACCGGAUCGGCGGCACCAGUGGGAGCCGUCUAGUCGUGUACGCCUCCGAUCAGACUCACUCCACAUUGGCCAAGGCAUGUAAGCUUGCCGGGAUUGCACCAAGCAACAUCCGGGCGCUGCCAACGUCAACCAGCCAUGACUUCGCGCUCUCAUCCAGCUUGGUCCGAGCAGCCAUGCAAGCAGAGGAUGAAGGUGGAGGCGGGGCGGAAGCGAACCGGGAGCUGAUGGAGGCUGUGAACCGGACCGGGAAGGCGUACACGACUCACACGGUGGUGGGCGGCGGCUACGUGCUCCGGUUCGCGGUGGGCGCGUCGCUGACGGAGGAGCGGCACGUGGAUGGUGCGUGGUCGCUGGUUCAGGAGAAGGCGAAGGAGUUGAUGAGUGGUGCAGGACUCGAUCGUCGUGGUGGAGAGUGA
This is a messenger RNA of Nymphaea colorata (pocket water lily), 741 nucleotides long. Its product is annotated as tryptophan decarboxylase TDC2-like. Gene Ontology annotation, biological process: amino acid metabolic process. The transcript has 2 exons. Bases 1 to 741 code for a protein of 246 amino acids. Gene Ontology annotation, molecular function: carboxy-lyase activity; pyridoxal phosphate binding. The record is from RefSeq and is a predicted model, not a curated record. Lineage: Eukaryota; Viridiplantae; Streptophyta; Magnoliopsida; Nymphaeales; Nymphaeaceae.